Perognathus longimembris pacificus (Pacific pocket mouse) is the source of this 2310-nucleotide messenger RNA. It is a transcript of the gene Pdzd4, whose product is annotated as PDZ domain containing 4. Gene Ontology annotation, molecular function: protein binding. The record is from RefSeq and is a predicted model, not a curated record. NCBI's taxonomy places the organism in Eukaryota, Metazoa, Chordata, Mammalia, Rodentia, Heteromyidae. The transcript has 8 exons. The coding region runs from base 1 to 2310 and encodes 769 amino acids.
AUGGGAUGCAAUAUGUGCGUGGUCCAGAAACCGGAGGAGCAGUACAAAGUGAUGCUUCAGGUGAACGGGAAGGAGCUCUCCAAGCUGUCUCAGGAGCAAACCCUAGAGGCCCUGCGCGCCUCCAAGGAGCCCCUGGUGAUCCAGGUGCUGAGACGCAGCCCCCGCCUGCGGGGGGACAGCUCCUGCCAUGACCUUCAGCUGGUGGACAGUGGCACUCAGACUGACAUCACCUUCGAGCAUAUCAUGGCGCUGGGCAAGCUGCGCCCGCCCACCCCACCCAUGGGCGUCCUGGAGCCGUACGUCCUCUCUGAGCUCCCCCCCAUCAGCCAUGAGUAUUAUGACCCGGCGGAGUUCUUGGAGGGCGGCCCACAGGAGGCAGACCGUAUGGACGAGCUGGAGUAUGAGGAAGUGGAGUUGUAUAAAAGCAGCCACCGAGACAAGCUGGGCCUGAUGGUAUGCUACCGCACGGAUGACGAGGAGGACCUGGGCAUCUACGUUGGAGAGGUAAACCCCAACAGCAUCGCAGCCAAAGACGGCCGGAUCCGUGAGGGAGACCGCAUCAUCCAGAUUAACGGCAUGGAUGUGCAGAAUCGAGAAGAGGCAGUGGCUAUCCUGAGCCAGGAGGAGAACACUAAUAUCUCCCUGCUGGUGGCCCGGCCUGAGAGCCAGCUAGCGAAGCGGUGGAAGGACAGCGAUCGGGAUGACUUCCUAGAUGACUUCGGCUCUGAGAAUGAGGGGAAGCUGAAGUCACCCCCUGUGCAGCAGCCUGGAAACGAAGAGAAGAGGGCUCCUGAUGUGGGCCCAGGCCUGAGCAACAGUCAGGAGCUGGACAGCGGCGUAGGCCGGACUGACGAGAGCACCCGCAAUGAAGAGAGUUCAGAACAUGACCUGCUGGGGGAUGAGCCCCCGAGCACCACCAACACCCCUGGAAGCUUCCGGAAGUUUGGUCCACAAGGGGAUGCCCUGCAGAGCCGGGACUUCCACUUCAGCAUGGACUCACUGCUGGCUGAGGGCGCGGGGCUGGGGGGAGGGGACGUGCCUGGCCUCACCGAUGAGGAGUAUGAGCGCUACCGGGAGCUGCUGGAGAUCAAGUGCCACCUGGAGAAUGGCAACCAGCUCGGCAUCCUCUUCUCUCGGGCCUCUGGUGGGAACAGCGCCUUGGAUGUGAACCGCAACGAGAGCCUGGGCCACGAGAUGGCCAUGCUGGAGGAGGAGCUUCGGCACCUGGAGUUCAAGUGCCGCAACAUCCUUCGGGCCCAGAAGAUGCAGCAGCUGCGGGAGCGCUGCAUGAAGGCCUGGCUGCUGGAAGAAGAGAGCCUGUACGACCUGGCAGCCAGCGAGCCCAAGAAGCACGAGCUAUCCGACAUCUCGGAGCUGCCGGAGAAGUCAGAUAAGGACAGCACGAGCGCCUACAACACGGGGGAGAGCUGCCGCAGCACGCCGCUGCUGGUGGAGCCCCCGCCCGAGAGCCCCCUCAAGCGAGCCUCGGCUGCUAACUCCAACUUGAACCGGACCCCACCCGGCCCCCCUGCCGCCACCCACCCUAAGGUGGCCCCUCCACCCGGGAGCCCUGCCAAGUUCCGAUCCCUCUCUCGGGAUCCUGAUGGGGGCCGGAGACAGCAUGCAGAGGAGCGCGUGCGCCGCAACCCCAAGCCCGGGGUGGCCUUGGAGCGCGUGGGCCCCGAAGGCAGCCCUUACCUCUCCAGGCGCCACCGGGGCCAGGGCCAGGAGGGGGAGCACUACCACAGCUGUAUGCAGCUGGCCCCGCCCCGGGGCUUAGAGGAGCUAGGCCAUGGCUCCUUGGGGCUGGCCGCCGGCCCCCGAGUGCCUGGCGUGGCGGCCGCAGCCGCCGAAGCGCCGCGCAUGGAGUGGAAGGUGAAGGUGCGCAGCGAUGGCACCCGCUACGUGGCCAAGCGGCCCGUGCGGGAUCGGCUGCUGAAGGCCCGGGCCUUGAAGAUCCGGGAGGAGCGCAGCGGCAUGACCACUGACGACGACGCCGUGAGCGAGAUGAAGAUGGGCCGCUACUGGAGCAAGGAGGAGCGGAAGCAGCACCUCAUCCGGGCCCGGGAGCAUCGGAAGCGGCGCGAGUUCAUGAUGCAGAGCCGCCUGGAGUGUUUGAGGGAGCAGCAGAAUGGCGACAGCAAGCCCGAGCUCAACAUCAUUGCCCUGAGCCACCGCAAGACCAUGAAGAAGCGAAACAAGAAGAUCCUGGACAACUGGAUCACCAUCCAGGAGAUGCUGGCCCAUGGCGCGCGCUCGGCCGACGGCAAGCGCGUCUACAACCCCCUGCUCUCCGUCACCACCGUGUGA